AAUAUGUGACAUGUUUGAGAAGGGAUGGGCUGUUUAUAGAGUCGCUAUCUGCCCUGAACACUGCAAUAUAUUGCUAGUUCUGCUCAAACCAGAAAACUCUGAGAUGACAAACAAUCAGGUUGAGCAGAACACAAUACAAACCAGCUUUUCUUCUACAGAUGUGAAGGAAUUUGUUUGCAUAACAGGUGUCAUUUUCCAUACCUUCAAACCUGUCCUGUGUGAGAGUGACUUGCAGGACAUGUUGAUAUUAUUACUUCUCAUUGCCCCUGGGACAAACAGCACCUAAGAAGGUGAGUGAAUUGUCUUCGAAGUGAGAGAGAGACAUUGUCUGCUGAUGGUCUAAACUUUGAAGAACCGAACGUCCAGAACAGAGAUUUUGCAACCUGAACUUUCUAAUAAAAAUUUAAUGUUGGCUGCUUCGAAGAUUUACCGAUAUCAAACCGAAAUUCAAUAACGAUGGCGUCUCCUCCACCAAGUGGAGUUCCAGCCGAGGCUAACGAGCCGCCACGAUUCUUAAACUUUCCAAGAAUUACUGGAGCUCCCCAAACCUCAGAACCAACAACGCUCAUGGUUCCUCCACCAUACUCACAACUACCCGAGGUCACCGUGCCUCCACCCUACGCAGAACUCCCAGAAUUUGCAGUGACUCGUUCAGAACCCCAGCCAGCAAUGUUCAUUCUGCCUCCGCCUUAUUCCCAGCUUACUGAAAUUGCUUUGCCUCCACCUUACACAGAAUUACCUGGGGCCUCAGUGACUCCAUCAGAAUCCCAACCAACAGUAAUCAAUAAUCAGCCUCCACCAUAUUUAAAGAAUCAGCGAACAAUCAGAACUGUGAUUUCCUCUUUCUACCUGCCACCACCAGAGGCCAACAGGAAUAUGGUCAAUACAUCACAGCACAAUCGAACGGACGGUUCUCCGCAAUAUGAUGAUUACAUGAGAUACUCCAUUGUGAAUCUCUUAUUCUGUUGCACCGUCUUUGCGAUAGGUGCCCUUAUUUACUCUUAUAAGGUAAUGUGGAGAGGGGCUGGUGGUUGUCAAUCCUUGAAAUGCAUUGUGUGAGGACAGGUAGAAAGAGCUACCAGUAUAUUUAUCGCAGGUAAUGGAAAAAUCUCUCAGCAGAGCUUUGUGUUGUAAAAAAACCCAGUGAAAUUUGUCAUGGCGUGAUUACAGGGGGGAAGAGAAGGUAUCCUGGGGCAAGGGAAUAUAUCCUGGGGGGAAGGGAAUGCAUCCUGGGGGGAACAGAUGGCAUCCUGGGGGGAACAGAUGGCAUCCUGGGGAGGCUGCACUCCAAGUACCACCAAAUAUUAAUUGCACAGUAUUUAGCCUGUAUUUAGUGCAAGCAACUUAUAAUUGGUAUUUGCUAAAAUAUGUACAUCAUUAAGCUCACUAUGCCACUUUCCCUUGCCAGCCAAAGUACAUGUGCGGUUGAUGCUCGAUGGGUGGGUGCACUUAUUUUGAGUUCCAACCUGUUAAGAGUAUAUGUUUUAUACCGAGAAUGCAUAGUAAUUGAACAAUGAGGGUCCCUUCUCAAACAAGCUUACAGUAGAUCUAUCAGGUGGGAUAUACGAGUAAACCCAUCAUGUGAGUUAUAUCAGUAAACCCAUCAUGUGAGUUAUAUCAGUAGACCUGGGAAAUACCACUAGAUAAGUCAGAUGGGAUAUACCAGUAAACCUGUCAAGUGGGAUAUACCAGUAGACCCGUCAGGUGGGGAUAUACCAGUAAACCAGACAGCCCUUAAAGUGCCCAGUCAUGUCUUUUUCCCCCAGUUUCCUUUCCUUAUAAUAAAUAACGAGUAGGAUUUUUAGCGCUUGUAUAAACGCUGGAAGGCAGCUGGAACGACCUGAAUCAGAGUUUCUUACUUCUGGUGGUGGAUACAAAAACGAGUGGUGGAAGGGUAGCAGCGCCAUGGUGGGGUACCCAGGUUCAAAUCAAUAUUCAAGAUAAAAGAAACAAGAGGCCCACAAUGGUAUAGUACAGGGAUAGGCAACCUUCAGCACUCCAGAUGUUGUGGACUACAUCCCCCAUAAUGCUCUUACACCCAUAAUGCUUCAAAGCACCAUGGGAUGUGUCGUCCAAAACAUCUUGAGUGCCGAAGGUUGCCUAUGCCUGGUAUAGUACGUAUUUGUAGUUGAUAGAAGAAUAAAGAAAAGCACUUACAAUUUUCUGGAGCUUCUAAAUAGCUCCAAUAAGAUCCCCGCCUGUGGAUAUACACGUAAUUCCGGUCUUGUCAGAUCUUGGGCUAGUAGCCACAAGCAGGAGUGUGAUAGUAGGCUCCCAAAUGACGUGGGGAGAAGUGCUUACUUGUAAGUGGGAUAGGUCACAGAUAUGUCACAGAUAUGUCAAUUCUUUAUUCUCCGUAUAUUACAUAUCGUGACCUGCUGCUAUCGUGUUGCCCAUAGUGGGGCAAUAUGAUAAUGUGUUCUAAUACCAGGGAUAAUUCACACAGAGUUACAUCUUUUUCAAUGUGUUCUUAAUUUAUAGCACAUUCCGUGUUUUAUAUUUCUUUUUAACCACAAUCUUAUCAAAAUGAAUUAUAAGUUUCUAUUUUCCUAUAGGACCCUGGGGUUUGCAAACUAAGCAGUUAAUUGCAAUUAAUUUACAAAAACAAACGAAUAAUAGAAAUAAUGAUAAUAUUAUAGAUGAUCAAUGGCAGAAAUGGAAGAUUUCUCCAAUUAGUCUAUUUUUACCUAAAUGUAGUAAUUUAUUUAGUCAUUUAAUGAAUAUGUCUCAGUGAAACAGCUGAACAGCUCCAGAGAGUUAUUCACCAAAGUGGGAAAUGUUAGUUAUGCUUUCAAUUUGGCUGUUUUUUUUUUUUUUUUUUUUUAAUAAACACAAUUUUAGAUUCACUUGAAAUUUUAAAAAAUCCACCUUCAUAGAAAAACCCACAGAAUAUAUAAAUUAUCAUCACACAGGGGCCUAAUUAUAUUUUUAUUGUUAGACAGAGCGGAUAAUCUGUAGGAUUCUGAGUGUAGAGUAUUCUGUACAGAUUAUUUGACUCAUGUAGCAGACGUCUGCGAUAGCAUGUAUAGGAGAGAUGCAUGGUCUAACAGUGCUUACACUCCGUUCAUUUCCUAUGCACAUACAGCCACUAUUUUAGAACUUGGUGGAAUUUUUAAGAAGCUGUUUUCGAAACUAUUCCGUGUUCCUUAAAUUACACAAAAGCAGUGUAUUUGACCCAGUUUAUUAUUUUUUUCUCACACCUACUGCUUGUGACCAAAAUGUUAUUCAUGAUUUUAUCGUAAUAUUUCAGGAAAUGUGUAAACCUUUGAAAUUAGAUGUACGUCGCAAGGAAAACUGGCCACUGUGGCCACGCUAUUCCUUUAAUGAGUGAAUUUAUGAUAUCUGUGGCUUUUUACAGGAAACCCUAACUAACUGUGAACAAUAUCGAGACACUGAGAUUGUUAUUGACUUUAGCUUUGGAUAAUGUAAAUUAAUGUGCAAUCUGUUGUGGUUUAGGCAUAUGUCCAGCACAGAAUAAGAUAUAUGUUUUCUGCUUUAUUGUAGACACGAGAUGCUUUGAAGAGAGGGGACACUUUUAUGGCUCAGUGGGCGUCAGCGAGGGCACGGGCGCAGAACCUCAAGGCACUGGCAUGUGGAAUCUUUGUGCAUUUUGCCUGGAUUAUCUAUGUUAUUUAUUACUGUGUAACGCGUCGCUACACAUAUUAUUACAAUGAUAAUCAUUACUACAACGGAUAAUUCAAAUAUUAUCAACAUUCAGCACUUCAAUGUGGACUCUAAUGACACUCAGCCAGCCAGUCGUGACCUGAACCUGGAUCUCCCUGGCAUGGAAUCAGGAUGAUCUUACAGAGCCCUAAAAUCACACGUCAACCCCUUUAUUGUAAAUCAAUGAUAGAUUUGUAGAUAUGUGUAAUUCUUAUAUGUAUAACUAAUCUGUAACAAUACGUCUUGAAAAAUAAACAAUAUAUUUUGUAAAAAAAAAAA
This is a messenger RNA of Pelobates cultripes (western spadefoot toad), 3942 nucleotides long. NCBI's taxonomy places the organism in Eukaryota, Metazoa, Chordata, Amphibia, Anura, Pelobatidae. The record is from the annotation of a GenBank genome assembly.